Canariomyces notabilis is the source of this 332-nucleotide messenger RNA. RefSeq lists its product as uncharacterized. NCBI's taxonomy places the organism in Eukaryota, Fungi, Ascomycota, Sordariomycetes, Sordariales, Chaetomiaceae. The transcript has a single exon. The coding region runs from base 32 to 232 and encodes 66 amino acids. The record is from RefSeq and is a predicted model, not a curated record.
AAUCCCCUCCCUGAUCGGGAUCCCCCUGGUCAUGCACAAGCUCGGCACCAAACCCAUCAACCGUCCCUCCGACCUAGACAACCAGAUCGCAACCUACCUCAACAUCGACCCCGAAUCCGGGUUUGCACCGAUGGAAUGGCAGGCAGGACGCAUCGGCACUGUUGUGGUUGGCGCGCAAGGACCGCAAGCCGCUGCUUGUGCAUCAUCCGGAGGGGGUGUGGAUGUAUUGUGAUUAUAUUUUGGAUCGGUUUGGGGAGGGCAUGGGUGCGCCGAGGGAGUUGUAUAAUCGGCCGGCGUUUGAGAGGUGGUGGAGGAGGUAUUGUGAGGAGCAG